UCCAGGUACUUACUUUGUCUACUCAUCACUAUUUCUACCUUUUUCACACUCUCAAUUACUCCUCCUACUCUCCAAAUCCAUGCAUAUCUAUCUUUGAUGCAUUUCUACCCCUCUCUCUCUCUAGCUUAGCUUACCUACAUUCUCUCUCUCCAUCAUCAUGCUUCCUUCUUUCUUCAUCUUCCUCCUCCUCUUCUCCGUCGCUGUCUCUGCCAAGAACCGCCGUGUUCUUCAUCAGCCAUUUUUCCCACAAGAUUCAUAUCCACCUUCUUCCUCUACUACUCCUAAAUACCCUUUUGAUUCUUCUUCUACUCCUAAUAACAACACUCCCUUUUUCCCCUCUUUCCCUUCUCCUCCACCACCUUCUGCUUAUGCUUCUUUUCCUGCUAAUAUUUCUUCUCUUAUCCUUCCUCAUUCACCCAAAUCCAAAAAUAUUUCAUCUAAACUUAUAGCUACUGCCAUCGCCUCUGUUCUUGCUGCUAUUCUUCUUAUCUUCUCUGCUAUCUUUGUCCACAGAAGAAGAGGAAGAAAUCAUGAUUCAAAUGAUAACAAAACACACAGAUCUAAUAGCAGCACUGCAGACCCAACUAAUAUUCCUAAAUUACAAAGACCAUCUCAGACCAGUUCUGAAUUUCUAUACUUGGGUACUAUGGUUAGUGCACACAAUCCUCCCCCUCCUACUUCAACAAAAGUGGACUCACCAGAGAUCCACCCGUUGCCCCCAUUACAUGGACACAGGAGUGCACAUGUUACAACUGAAGAUGAUGACGAGUUCUACUCCCCAACUCAAUCUUUAGAUGGUAGGGGAAGUUCCAUCGGAACUGGAUCGGCUUCGCGCAGGGAUUUUGCUGCCGUUGACGCCAACAAUUUUGCUGCCUCCACCUCAUCUUCUUCAUGCUCCUCUUCCACUUCCGAUUCGGGUGUAUCGCUGAGCAUUUCUCCACCCGUCAGUUUGAGUCCGAAAAAUUCACAGCCCAAGUCACCCGAAGUACUUGCUCUUCCUACUGCUCCGCUACCUCACUAUCAUUCUCCACCGCUAGCAGAUUUUGUACCUAUAUUGGUCAUUAACGGGGAAUCUGAUUCACCAUCUCCGCCCAGUUCAUCAUCUCCCGAGAGAUAUUCAAGCAGAAGUAUUGACUCAUCACCCAGAAUUUCCGAUGUUUGGGAUCAGAAUGUUGAAUCUCCCAUAAGAAUCAGCAAUCACAUACAGCAGAAUGCACCAGUUUCAGUUCCACCACCACCGCCACUUCCUCUUUUGAUUAGUAUUCCGGCUCGCGUACAGCCUCCACCACCGCCACCGCCACCGCCACCACCAGUUAAAAAUUGGGAUAGUCCAAAAACUCCAACACCACCAAUUUCAAAGCCACUAUCUAGACCUCCAGUUCUUGUAACUCCUUUAAGACCCAUAGAACUUGAUAGUCCAGUGCUGAUUUCCCCAAUGGAGUUGCCUUGUAAUAAGCAAACCAUUGAGAAGAAUGAGCAGAGUAUAGAAGGCUUAUCGAGUGAUUCUGGUGGGAACAAUGAGGAAACUCCAAAACCAAAGUUGAAGACUUUGCAUUGGGAUAAAGUAAGAGCUAGUUCUGAUCGGGAAAUGGUGUGGGAUCAACUGAAAUCAAGUUCAUUUAAAUUGGAUGAGGAGAUGAUAGAAAGCUUGUUUAUUGUGAAGAACCCAACUCUAAAUCCAAAAGAAAUGACUAGACGCCCUCUUCUUCCCUCGCAGAGCCAAGAGAAUAGGGUACUUGAUCCAAAGAAGUCACAAAAUAUUGCAAUUUUGCUAAGAGCACUAAAUGUAACUGUUGAGGAAGUAUGUGAAGCCCUUUUAGAAGGAAAUGCUGAUGCCCUAGGGACUGAGCUCCUUGAGAGUUUAUUGAAGAUGGCUCCAUCCAAAGAAGAAGAAUGCAAGCUGAAAGACUAUAAAGAUGAUACUCCGUUUAAGCUUGGGUCAGCCGAGAAGUUUCUCAAGGCAGUGCUUGAUAUACCUUUUUCAUUCAAAAGGGUAGAUGCUAUGCUGUACAUAUCAAAUUUUGAUUCUGAGGUUGACUACCUCAAAAAGUCAUUUGAAACUCUGGAGGCUGCUUGUGAAGAGUUGAGAAGCAAUAGAAUGUUCUUAAAGCUUCUGGAAGCAGUUCUGAAGACCGGUAACCGCAUGAAUGUUGGGACAAAUCGGGGUGAUGCACAUGCGUUCAAACUAGAUACCCUUCUAAAGCUUGUAGAUGUGAAGGGAGCUGAUGGGAAAACAACCCUCUUGCAUUUUGUGGUACAGGAGAUCAUAAGAAGUGAAGGUGCUCGUCUUUCUGGGGGAGAUCAAGAUCAACAGUCGGCCAUGAACGAUGACUUCAAGUGCCGGAAGCUUGGCCUCCAAGUUGUUUCGAACCUUAGUUCAGAGGUUGUAAAUGUUAAGAAAGCUGCUGCUAUGGAUUCAGAAGUGCUUCAUAGUGAGGUGUUAAAACUUUCUAAAGGGAUUGGAAACAUUGCUGAAGUUGUCCGAUCAACUGAAGCAGUUGGCUUGAAGGAAAGCAGCAUAGAAAGAUUUUCGGAGUCCAUGAGAAGGUUUAUGAAAAUGGCAGAAGAUGAGAUCAUAAGGCUCCAAGCUCUAGAAAGUGUUGCCAUGUCGUUGGUGAAAGAAAUAACUGAAUACUUCCAUGGAAAUUCAGCGAGAGAAGAGGCUCACCCUUUUAGGAUCUUUAUGGUGGUAAGAGACUUCCUAAUGGUUCUUGAUCGCGUUUGCAAAGAAGUUGGAAUGAUAAAUGAACGUACAGUAGUCAGUUCUGCCCACAAGUUUCCAGUUCCAGUAAAUCCAAAUCUACAGCCUACCAUUAGCUGGUUAACAGCAAAAUGGCAGCAUAGUUCAUCAGACGAGGACAGUUUAUCUGCUCAUUCGCAACAUUAGCUUAUAGCAGGCAGAACCCUAGUUUUUGUUUUUGGCCAAAACCAAUGUAAUGUACUAUAAAAGGCCAUCUAGGAGUUUGUCUGAGACUGUGCCUGCCUUCUGAGGUACAUGUUAUCUUUUUUUGAUAAUCUUGUAUUUAUAUAGUUCAUUGUAUAAGAUGUGGAAAGUUAUCAUUCCCAUAGAUAGAUAGAUAGAUAGAUAGAUAUAGGGCACCCCUUUAGAAAAUAACAAAGGCAUUUUGCCGGAAACAUUUUGUGUUUUAUAUAUCUCAAAGAUUAUUGAGUGUAUUCAAAUCAAGAAAAAGGGUGCAAAUAUUGUUGAGUGG
This is a messenger RNA of Solanum lycopersicum (tomato), 3212 nucleotides long. Its product is annotated as formin-like protein 1. Gene Ontology annotation, molecular function: actin filament binding. Gene Ontology annotation, biological process: actin nucleation; actin cytoskeleton organization. The record is from RefSeq and is a predicted model, not a curated record. NCBI's taxonomy places the organism in Eukaryota, Viridiplantae, Streptophyta, Magnoliopsida, Solanales, Solanaceae.